This is a messenger RNA of Linum trigynum, 3273 nucleotides long. The record is from the annotation of a GenBank genome assembly. NCBI's taxonomy places the organism in Eukaryota, Viridiplantae, Streptophyta, Magnoliopsida, Malpighiales, Linaceae.
UUUUAGGUUGAGUUGAAUUUAACAUUUUCAAAAUUUUAAUGUAUGAGUCGGGUAAUUAAAAUGAUUAAACCAGAACCAGCCAACCCAUGUACACCCUUACCAAUAGUAACACACGAUCAUGAUGAAGAGGCUCGUUGAGUUCCCCCGCCAAAAGUAUAUCUUUCCCGCCAAACUCACACUCAUUACCCGCUCAAAACCGUCCCAGGCAACUAGGGCACGAAGCAACAGAGCCACAUUUUGCACUUUCUAAUACUGGGUUCUCUCCUUCUUACCUUCUAUUCGAUUGAGGCGUGAAACACUGCAAUUUCUGCUGCGUAGAAGCCGAGAUUCAAUCGAAGAGCUUAAGAAAUGGCGAGCUUUGAAGACCGGAGCAGCCACAAGCGAGCUUUCCUCGAGUUCUUGGACCAGAAUGUAUACAAGAACGAGAUCAAGGCUAUGAUUGACCAGCGGCGCCGCCGUCUCAUUGUCAAUAUCUCCGAUCUGCACUCCUUCCAAGACUUCGGUCCCAGGAUCUUGAAGAAUCCGAGCGAGUUUAUGCAACCAUUCUGCGAUGCGGCCACAGACAUUGCUCGAAGUAUUGACCCGCUGUUUUUGAAUGAAGGAGAGCAAGUGCAUGUGGGUUUCGAGGGGCCUUUUGUCUCCCGCCGUGUCUCUCCUAGAGAGCUUCUCUCUGAGUACAUUGGCACCAUGGUCUGCGUUGAGGGCAUUGUCACCAAAUGUUCUCUGGUUAGGCCAAAGGUUGUGAAAAGUGUGCAUUACUGUCCUACAACUGGAGAUUUCACUUCUCGCGAGUACAGAGAUAUCACUUCUAAUGUGGGCUUGCCAACGGGGUCCGUGUAUCCAACAAGGGACGAGCACGGUAACCUAUUGGUGACUGAGUAUGGCUUGUGCAUGUAUAAAGAUCACCAAACCUUGUCAAUGCAAGAGAUGCCUGAGAAUUCUGCUCCUGGUCAGCUCCCACGAACGCUGGAUAUCAUUGUUGAGGACGACCUUGUUGAUUCAUGUAAGCCUGGAGACCGGGUGGCUAUGGUUGGGAUAUACAAAGCACUUGCUGGAAAGACCAAGGGAAGUGUGAAUGGUGUAUUUAGGACCGUGCUGAUAGCUAAUAAUGUUUCCCUCCUGAACAAAUUGGCAAGUUCUCCAAUUUACACCGCUGAUGAUAUCAAGAACAUCAAAAAGAUUGCUGAAAGAGCUGACGUUUUUGACCUACUGGGUAAUUCACUUGCACCUUCGAUAUAUGGGCACUCAUGGAUAAAGAAAGCUGUUGUGUUGCUGAUGCUUGGUGGAGUGGAGAAGAACUUGGAAAAUGGCACCCAUUUAAGAGGUGACAUCAACAUGAUGAUGGUUGGUGAUCCUUCUGUUGCCAAAUCACAACUACUUCGAGCAAUCAUGAAUAUUGCUCCUUUAGCUAUAUCAACCACUGGUCGUGGGUCUUCUGGUGUGGGCUUGACAGCUGCUGUAACUUCUGAUCAAGAAACAGGAGAAAGAAGGCUAGAAGCUGGAGCCAUGGUUCUUGCUGACAGAGGUGUCGUUUGCAUUGAUGAGUUUGACAAGAUGAACGAUCAGGAUCGUGUUUCCAUACAUGAAGUCAUGGAGCAGCAGACCGUUACUAUUGCAAAAGCAGGGAUCCAUGCAUCACUAAAUGCUAGAUGCAGCGUGGUGGCUGCUGCAAAUCCCAUAUAUGGAACCUAUGACCGCUCAAUAACGCCUACUAAGAACAUAGGGCUUCCGGACUCUUUGCUUUCUCGGUUCGACUUGCUUUUCAUAGUUCUUGAUCAAAUGGACGCUGAUAUCGACCGCCAAAUCUCGGAUCAUGUCCUGAGAAUGCACCGGUAUCGUUCAGCAAUCGACGCAGGUGAGGCAGCAGUUGAUGAUGCAAGUGCAAGAUACGCAAGAGAGGAGGAUGCUGAGACCGACACAUCUGUAUUUGUCAAGUAUAACCGAAUGCUUCAUGGGAAGAAAACAGACAGAAGUCGCAAAAGGGAUACACUUUCGAUAAAUUUUCUGAAGAAGUAUAUUCACUAUGCUAAGCAUAGGUUCCAGCCUGAGCUGACAGACGAGGCAUCGGAGCAAAUUGCAACUGCCUAUGCGGAGCUGAGAAAUUCUGGGACAACCACAAAGACGGGAGGAACACUUCCAAUCACUGCUAGAACGUUAGAAACCAUAAUACGUCUAUCAGCUGCCCAUGCAAAGUUGAAACUGAGUAGACAGGUUACAAAGUCUGACGUUGAAGCUGCUCUGAAAGUUCUAAACUUUGCCAUAUAUCAUAAAGAAUUAACUGACAUGGAAGAGCGUGAAGAAGAAAGGGAGAGGGAAGCCGAGAGAGAAAACAGAGCUCAACGUCGCCGUACCAAUCGGAACACAGCAGGAGAUGAUAAUCAGGCUACUACUAAUGCCGACGGAGACAGGCCUGAGGUAGACCCCAUGGAUGUAGAUGAUCCUGCUGCAGAGCAGCCCACUACAGGAAUAUCUACGGAAAGGACUGAAGCAUUCAACACUGCGUUUCUUCAGUGUAUGCGGUACCAGCAGAGCAUAACCAUAGAUGAUCUGGAGAAGGCUGUUAACACAGGAGCUGCUAAUUACUCCAGACCAGAUAUAAUGACAUUGUUACAGAAACUGCAAGAUGAUAACAGAGUGAUGAUCGCAGACGAUGGGAAAGUUCAUUUGGUUUGAUGUUUGCUCCCGUCAACUCUUAGCGUUUCCUUGUUGAAGCAACGCCAAUGGCUUGUCAAACUCGUGGAUGAAUGAAUGUGAGACCGGUUAUGUGUUUAUAGUGCAUGUUUGUCAUUUGAUUCCCCUAUUCCUCAGCUCUUUCAUCUGUAAGUUGUAAACCUUAGCAGUAGAAGUUCAAUAACGACUUUUGUGCCUUGUUGUGAAGAAGCCAGAAUUUAGAGAGGCUAAAAUUCAUUUAAUGUUAGUAAUUUUUUUUAAAUAUAUUUUUACAGUUAAAUCGACAUGGUGUAAAUUGUAAUGAUUGCGCUAGAUAGAUACAGCUUGAUAAACCGCAACGUAGCAGCGCAGAGAAAUUGAACUUCAAAGCCCCAACGGCUAUCUGCACUUUACCUUUUGUUUCUCGACUGAAGAAGACAACUUGAUGUGCUGCAUUUUGUUCUUCUCCAACUUCCUUUGGCGCUACGCACCGUUUCCUUGCAACGCUGUCGUUCCACUUUGCCGUUUCCCCGAGAUGCUGUCGUUCCACUUUCUACUGCAACGUUGUUUGCUUUUAGUUCAAGUCAGAGUUUGUUUCUAUUUCAAGAAAACUACAAACAUGUA